Apus apus (common swift) is the source of this 3310-nucleotide messenger RNA. RefSeq names its product V-set pre-B cell surrogate light chain 3 (gene VPREB3). The transcript has 3 exons. NCBI's taxonomy places the organism in Eukaryota, Metazoa, Chordata, Aves, Apodiformes, Apodidae. Gene Ontology annotation, biological process: immunoglobulin production; immune response. The record is from RefSeq and is a predicted model, not a curated record. Bases 2584 to 2961 code for a protein of 125 amino acids.
AAGGCACAGUUACAUAUUUCUGCCAACCAGAGGUGCAGCCCAGCAGGACUGUGCCCGCAUGACUUGGCAAAAGUGGAUCCACGCUGGAUUGGCUGCAUUCCAGGCAGAGGAGAGGCUGGAGAGGUAAUCUGAGAUGUGUCCUACAGUAUUUUCAGUAACAUUCUUUUUCCAUCAUUAUCCUCUUCCUGAAGAGCUGAUCUGACCCUGAAGCUAAGAAAACAUGACCUGUCUGACUCAGAUACAGUUGGCUGAUCUUAGUUAAUAGCCUCAGCAGGUUAUGCAAUGCUCUCAAGGUCACCAGCACCAGGUUAAGUUUGGAGCUGCUUCCUUCUUAGUGACUGUAGCAGAACAGCCUGAUUGCUGCCUGCAGAGUGGCCUCCAGCAGGAGACCAUGCUCCUCAUGUUGGUGUGAAAGAGCAUUUUGAGGCUUCAGCUGGAGCUUUAGUGCCAUAGCAGUGAAACCAUGACACUUUCAGAUGUUUGCUGAGUUUUCAUGGUGGAAUGAAUCUGUUAACUGUUGACCUCCUGUUGACAUUCCCAGCCAUUUGCCUGAGUUUGUGGGGAAAUUCAUCCAGGUCUAGGUAGUGAAAACUGGCAGCAGAUACUAGAAGCUGGUGUUAAAGGUCUGGCCCCUUCCAAAUGUCAAGAUCUGAAUUCUUGGUGGUAUAUCAUGUCCUGAGCUGUCCUUGGCCUUAUCUGUGGUGCCGUGUGCCUCUCCUGACAGCCAAUGGAAAAAGUUGGUGCCAGAGACUCCAAGGCCAAGUGCUCUGUGUGCUGAGCUACCCCAGUGAGCAGGGAGGAAAGAAGGAAACAAGGUGGUUUAAAAUAACUCCCUGUAAUAACUAAAUGUUGGGCUGAUGGUGUGUGCAGGUCUGGGUGGAGAAGCUGUUGCAGAGAACCAUCAGGAGCACCUGCAGCAGGUGGUGCUGUCCCUUGACCCAUCUUGGGCUGAGUGCUGGCACUGCUGGAGUUGUGGGGCCUCUGCAUGUCUCUUGAAGCAGGAGGCUGCAGCUUGUGCCUGGCUGUGGUGCUGUGUUUGGUUUGUCAAGGUAUGAUUUGGGAUGUGUGGACCUCUGAGAGGAGCAGGGGGAUCCCAGGAAGAGCAGUUAGGCAGUGGGGGAUCCUUGGUGAGCAGGGCUGUGUGCUGGGGGGGUGCAGCCUGGUGGCUGAGCCCUGGAGGUGGCCACGCUGGUUUUGUGACCAGCAAGGGGCCUGUUCCUAUCAGGGCCAUUCCUCAUUUAGAAUUGCCCUUGAGCUCUGAGCUCUUCUUGCUCUGUGGGCUGGGCCUGGCUGGGGUGCUGGUGAGGGGCUGAGCCGUCUUCUGCAAAGGGCCCGUUCUCUGCUGGUCUCUCAUCUGGGUGUUUGCAGAGAGCUGCUGCAGCCGGCCUGUGGAGUGACCACCCAGCAGUUAGGGGCUUGCCUUCUGCCUUGGCCAGCUGCCCUGUGGGGUGUUGAGUGAGGCUCUGCCAACUGGGAGACUACAGACUGGGAGUUGGACUCCUGAGGGGGGGGUCAUGCCAGCACCCCCAGCUGCUCUGUGGAGGUGAGGUGGGUGCCUGGCUCUUACCUGCUAGGUCAGGAUAGUGUUUCCCCAGGUUUUCUAGCAAGGAUUCAUAGCAGGUGGCUUCAGGGCUUUCUCCUCCUGCCAGCAGAAUGGGAGAAAGGGAUCAGCCUCCAUCCUGACUGAAAACUGAAGGCAAGACUUGUGAUCAGGGCAGGUGGCCCUGCCCAGGAAAGGUUCCUCCUCCCCCAGGUUCAGCUACAGCUCUUUGUGUGAGCUGGCUUCUGUCUAAGUAACUACUGAAUAGAGCCCCUCUCCAAAGCUACAUCUUUGUUUCUAGGAGGUGAUGGGAUUUUUCUUGGUGUGUGGGGCAGUAACUUGAAAUGUUGUGUGACAGCCCCCCUGGCAGACCCUUCUGUGCUGCCCUGCUGAGGAGCUUACGCAGGACUCUGAUCAGGAUGUAGCUCUCCCUUUCCUGUAGGUAUUUACUGGUGAAUUCAGAUGCAGGAUUUUCCACUUUGCUCAGGUUCAUCAGGGCUCCUGUUUCAUCCAGAAGAUCAAUGCAGUAUGGAGAGAGAGAGAGAGAGAGAUGUGGUGAAGAUCUGAUGUGCCUCUGUGCAGCCAGCAUGAGCGUGUGGGGUUCAGCAGUGUCUUCUUGGCAGGUUACACUUUGAAGGGAACCUAAGAUCUAAAAGGGAGGAGGUUUGCUGACCCUUUCCCUGUGUUUUGGGAUGAUCUGGGAUCCCCACACAACCUGUUAGAGGAGCGCUGGUCCCCUCUGGUGAUGGCUGCUCAGGAGCACUCACCUGCUGGCCUGCACUGACACUUCCUCUUCAGGUCAGCCAUGAGGAUGAGGACACGGCACUGAAGGUUCACCAGCUCUUGGUGGUUGGCUGCAGACAGGGAAGGAGAUACAAGUCUGGUCACCCUGAAUCCAGGAACCCUGUGGAUGUGGCAAGAGAUCAGCAAAGGGCUGAGACCUGUCUGCUGUCACAGCCAGCAAAGCACCAGCUCGCAGCAAGCCCAGCUUCUGUAGCCCUGCAGACCCCUCUGAAGCAGCCUCCCUUCCUCUGCUUCCUGCCAUGGCCCUGGCUUGCAUGGUCCUGCUGCUGGCAGGGGUGGUGGGGACAGCUGGCAGGGCUCAGCCCCUCCUGACCCAGCCGUCCUCCGUGCUGGUGCUGCCCGGGCAGACUGCUCGGCUCUCCUGCACCCUGAGCCCCCCGUACAACAUCAGCCAGUUCGGCAUCUCCUGGUACCAGCAGCGCCCGGGGCACUCCCUGAGGUAUCUGCUCUAUUACAACUCCGAGCGAGACCAGCACAAGCCCGACCAGGUUCCCGAGCGCUUCUCCGCCACCAAGGACCUGCCCAGCAACGCCUGCAUCCUCCUCAUCGCAUCCGCCUGCCAGGAAGACAACGGCACCUACUACUGCUCCCUCGCACGGGCCUUCAGCUGGGUUUAGACACACAAAAGAGCUUUCUGCGUUUCCCUGGCAGCCCCGACCCCUCGGGGCAGCCCUGGCGGGAGGGGAAGAGGAGCCCCUCACGCGCUUGAGCCAGCCCCGCAGCUCCGCAUCCUGCUGGGCUGCGGGAACCUCCUCCUCGACCCCGCGUGUCCCUCGCGGGGUGUCAGAGCCUGGCGGGGUGUCAGAGCCUGGCGGGGUGUCAGCCUUGCCCGGGCUCGGGAGCAGGGACCUCCCGCUGCGGGGGCAGGACGGGAGCUCUGCCCCGGGCUCCCGGGCACCACAGGCUUGAUCCCGGCUGGGGCUGCUGCGCGCUUUGUCUCAGCUUUAUCAGCAAUAAAGGUUGAUC